Molecule: messenger RNA, 408 nt
Organism: Schistosoma turkestanicum
Lineage: Eukaryota; Metazoa; Platyhelminthes; Trematoda; Strigeidida; Schistosomatidae
Source: the annotation of a GenBank genome assembly
UAUACUACUAUACACUAAUCCGUUUGGUUGUGAUCAGUCAACUUAUUGCCAGUAAUCUAUGUUCAUCUGUUCUGGCGUCAUCAUCAUCAUCAUCAUCAUCAUCAUCUAGUUCAAGUGUGAAUUUUAUUCAAACUGACCAUGAUCUAGAUAAGACCAAGUGUAUUCAGUCACUUUUAGUGAAUCGACAUCGAAUUCCAGAUUCAGCUUUCAAUGCUACAAGUGAAGUAGUCGAUCCAACAGGUGCUAAACGUUAUAAUGCACAUUCUAUUCGAAAUGAGAAUACAGAUUUUGCAUGGUGUCCAGGUAAACGUAUCAGUACAGAUUGUGAUGAAUAUGUUGAAAUUGAUAUGGGUGAAUUAAAUAUCAUAACAAAAGUUGUCAUAAGUGGAUUACUUGCUGAAGGUGGAG